Messenger RNA from Drosophila rhopaloa, 1786 nucleotides. It is a transcript of the gene DCTN4-p62, whose product is annotated as dynactin subunit 4. Gene Ontology annotation, cellular component: dynactin complex. The transcript has a single exon. Bases 83 to 1636 code for a protein of 517 amino acids. The record is from RefSeq and is a predicted model, not a curated record. NCBI's taxonomy places the organism in Eukaryota, Metazoa, Arthropoda, Insecta, Diptera, Drosophilidae.
AACAGCUGUCGUCAUUUGUGGAAGAAGAGGAGAGAUUUGCAAAUUUACAAAGAAGCCAGGAGAAAAUUAUUCGUGGUUCAAGAUGAGCUUCAUGCAACCGAGUCCCGUUAAGUACGCGUGCUCCUGCGGCAUCCUGAACCCCAUCAACAAGCUCUUUUUCUGCCGGCACUGCCCAAAGCUGCACUGUGGCUUCUGCGUGACCCAUGAAAUCGAAUCGCACUUUUGCUCCAACUGCCUGGAGAACAUCCCAUCCACGGAGGCAAAACACAAAAAAAACUGCUGCGCCAACUGCUUCGACUGUCCCUGCUGCCAGCACACCCUGUCCGCCAGAGCAUCCACGGUUCCCGUGGUGCGUAAGUCUGAAGAGUCAAAGGACGUCAAAGAACCUAAGGAUGGCGAUUCCACCGGCGAAGCCACGCCUCCUGUCCCGGCUAGCAGCAAACCCUCGGCGGUGCCAACCACUAAGAAGAUGUACUAUCUAUCGUGCCUGUCCUGCCGAUGGACAACCCGGGACGUGGGCAUUCCCGACCAGGGCGUGGCGACAGGCACCUGGCCGGAUAACGAGUGCCUGUACCAGGCGCGAUUCAACGCCUUGGUCGAGUACUUCCAGGCAGUGGUACUGCAGGAGAAGCAGGAGAAACUGGAGUUUAUGCGGCGCAAGGCCCCCAAGCAGCACAAGUUUCCCAGCCUUACGGAUCGUACUGGCCUGACGGUAUCGCUUAUUCGACGCCAGAUCGGCUGGAACGACAAGGUUCCCAAGGCCAAGGCCGUCAUCACGCCGGCGGAGUCCACUUCGGAGGUGGAGGGACUGCCGGCAAACAUCUUUACGGAACAGCCAAACCUGCGCAAUGUCACGACCAUCGCCCAGCGCCACAGCCAGCCGGCGGAUCAGCCUACUGCCGUGGGCAGUUUAUAUCCGCAACGGCGGUCGCUGUGGAUUAAGCGUUCGCUGCGCUGCCGCCAGUGCGAGCACAACCUGAUCAAGCCGGAAUACCAUCCCACAUCAAUUAAGUACCGCAUCCAGCUCUUUGCCAGCUAUCAUGUGCCUGAGGUGGUGAUGGUGCGGUGCGAGCAACCGCUGGUGCCUGGCAAGAGCAACGCAAUCCUUCUAAAGCUCACCAAUCCGACCAUGUACGACAUGACCAUUCGCCUGUUGACUGCAGCACCCCCCGAGGAUGCCCAAGUAUCAGCGGAGACCACUCGUGUUGUAAAGGAGGAACCGAUUUCUUCGUCCCCACUUCUCAAGACUGUUGGCAUCACCCUGUCGCGUCAAAAUUCAACCCGGGAGGUUAAGCGUGAGGUUAUAGAUGCCUCCAAUGCAGAGAUCGUGCCAUUGGAGAGCGAGUUUGUGCUCAGCCAGCGCGAUGAUUCUAAGGAGUUCGAUGAGUAUGUGCAGCUGCCCACCGAGGAGCCCAAGUUCAUUGUCUGGCGCAAGGGCAACAAGGUUCUAGUGCGGCUCCAGUUCACCCCGGCAGAGGAGCUGGCCUUUGGCACGGACGUCGUAUUGGGCUUUUUCAUGCAGUACACGUACGUCAACACCGUAACCAAUGCGUCCGAGAAGAAGGAGCCCACCACGCAUGCGCUCCACUCCAGGGUGUUCAUCACAGCGGGUGCAACGGAGCAAAAGGCCACCUAAAAUGGAAAUUUAGUCAUGUGGAAUAUAAAUCGAACUUAUCAGAAUCAUAAAGCACGCUUUUUAAAAGCGAAAAUAGGAAAAUAUAUUAAUACAACAUAUUCGUGAAAAAGCUAGUAUUACAAUUGAAUAAACCGCUUGUUCUAACCCUGA